Messenger RNA from Chrysoperla carnea, 2788 nucleotides. RefSeq names its product kinesin-like protein KIF23 (gene pav). The record is from RefSeq and is a predicted model, not a curated record. Gene Ontology annotation, cellular component: nucleus; microtubule; kinesin complex. The transcript is spliced from 5 exons. Gene Ontology annotation, molecular function: microtubule binding; ATP hydrolysis activity; microtubule motor activity. Lineage: Eukaryota; Metazoa; Arthropoda; Insecta; Neuroptera; Chrysopidae. The coding region runs from base 11 to 2638 and encodes 875 amino acids. Gene Ontology annotation, biological process: microtubule-based movement.
CUGCGAAAAAAUGAAAUCAGCUCGAAAACCAUACCCUCAAACACCAAAAAAUCGACCGAAAAAUAUAAAUGCUUUGGAAAAAGAUGCAUUACAAGUAUUUUGUCGUUUACGACCAACAAAUCAAGAAGUAUGUAUGCGAGUCUUAUCAUCCUCAGUGGUUUGUGUAUUCCCGCCUGAUAAUGCAAAUAAUUAUAAUUAUCGUGGGGUUUCAAAAGAAAGUCAGUUUAUGUUCAAAGAAGUAUUUAUACCGGAUACUACACAACAACAGGUCUUCGAAACGGUAGCUCAACCGUUAGUCGAAGGUUUAAUUCAAGGUAAAAAUGGUCUACUUUUUACAUAUGGUGUAACCGGAAGUGGAAAAACAUACACGAUGACUGGCGAUAGCAAGUCAGCUGGAAUAAUGCCACGUUGCAUUCAAACACUUUUCAAAACAAUCGGCGAUUAUCAAGCUGAAAAAUACGUGUUUAAACCAGACCGUUUAAACGGUUUUGAAAUGCAAACCGAUGCUGAUGCACAGAGUGAUCGAUCCGAUGACGCUAGAAGUAAACGUCGUGCGCCUCCGCUUGUUAAAUCAUCAUCAGAAAGUAGCUUAGCUUCAUUAUCAGGCAGCGAAAUAUAUUCCUUAAAAGGUCUCGAUACCUCUAAUGUCUAUUCAGUCUUUAUAACAUUCGUCGAAAUUUAUAAUAAUGGAGUAUUCGACUUACUCGAUGAGAAUCAGAAAUCGUUACAAAAUAAAAUAAUACGCGAGGAUUAUAUGCAUAACAUGUUUGUACAUGGUGUCACUGAAGUCGAAGUGAAAUCGCCAUCGGAAGCGAUGACGCUAUUUUGCAGGGGACAAAAGCGUAAACGAAUGGCUUACACAGAUUUGAACGCAGAAUCCAGUCGGAGUCACUCAAUUUUUACAAUUCGUCUAGUGCAAACCUCCGCUAACUGUGAUGAAAACCAACAAAUUACGAUAAGUCAACUUUCUCUUGUGGAUUUAGCCGGAAGUGAAAGAUCAAGUCGCACCAAAAAUACUGGAGCCCGUUUAAAGGAAGCUUCCAACAUAAACAAUUCAUUGCUUAAUUUACGAAUUUGCUUAGAAAUAUUAAGAGAAAAUUAUGUAACAGGUGGAACCAGAUUAGUUCCAUAUCGCGAUAACAAAUUGACACACUUAUUUAAAAUGUAUUUCGAGGGUGGAGGCUAUGUUCGAAUGAUUGUAUGCGUAAAUCCUAGCUCAUUAGAUUACGAAGAAUCGUUACAAGUAAUGAAAUUCGCUGAGUUGUCUCAAGACGUACAAAUUGCGAAACCGACACCGAUGAAAAUCGAUGUGGAAGUGACACCUCGAGUGAAACCAACGGAUAUUGAAACACCCAAGAAUGGUCGAUAUGCGUUACCACCAACUUCAGCUGCCCGUUCAGCGACUGUAAUAACUGAUCGAAGACGAUGUCGUCAAAUAAUGCCACCUCCAUCAAAACCGGAUCCCAUAUGUUUGGAGUCUGAUAAAGAUGUCGAUUAUGGUUUAGUUUAUAGUUUGAAUGAAUUACCAAGAGUCAAGAUCGCUAGUUUCGGAGAUUAUGAGCUUUUGAAAGAAUUACGCCAUGCGUUGGAGCAGCGAAUGACAAAGCGGAAUAAAUUGUUAGAAGAUCUUAGAACACGACAGUCUCAUUUUAGAAAAUUAUGUAAUGAAUACGAUGUUUAUAAAUUAUCAUCUGCAGCAGAAAUCGAAUCUUUAAAAGUAGCGAGUAAUCAAUACCUUGAACGAAUUGACACACUGGAAAAUCGUUUAGUAGACACAGAAAAAGAACGUGACGAGCUACACACAGCGAUCGAACGUAAAAAUGAACAAAUUUAUGCUCAACAAAUUGAGAUCAAUGAGAAAGAAUUAAUUGUAAGUCAAACUGUGCUGGAAAAGGAAAAACAAAAGAAAAAAUACGAUACGAAAUUAAUUAAUCAUCAAGAAAAAUUACAUCAAGAUUUUGAACAGAAAUUACGUGAACAACGUGAAAAUUUACGACAGCGUAUGAAAGAUAAAGAAAGUAAAAUACGUCAAGUUCGAAAAAUUGUACUUGAUGAAGCAAAUUCGACCGCAUCGAGUGAAUUAGAUUUACUUGCGCUUAAAGGUACACCUAGUGAUAAACAUCGUGUUUUAACGGAGCUAGAUUUAAAUGCUGUUAAUUCACCAAGGACAGCACCGGCUUCUAAUCAACAGCAACAUCAAUAUAUGCCGAAGAUGUGGAGUGGUAAUACACCUGUUCGACGAAGAUCACGUUCUGUAGGACCUUGUGAACGAUGGUUGGAACAUCGUAGUGGACUGGCAACUGAUUUAGGAACACUUUUACAGCCACAAAUGAAAAAGACAAAAACUUUAACAAAGUUGACUACGCCAAACGAUAUUGUGAAAUCUGUUUCGAAAUAUUGUCUAAUUUCACAAGAACCUGAUACCGAUGGGGAAAUUGAAACUCGAGUAGUUAAAGGUGAUGUCAUCCAAACAACUGGUGGAGGAGCUCAAGUAAUCUUUAAUGAUGUUGAAGUAUUACGUCAAGAUUCACCUACCCGUCCACGGAAACGAUCCAUACCCCCAAAUAGUUCAGAAUUAACCGCUCGAUGUUCAAUUGGUAUCGAGGGUCACAAUACAAGUAAACGUUCAAAAUCAUAAUUUUUAUUUUUAUAUUUAUUCAAUGGAAUGUGUACUUAAUUUUGCAUUCGUAUUUUAUAAUUUUUUUUUUGUACUUUUAAAUAGGUUUUUCUGUAAUCCCGUUUAUAAGAUAAUAAACUUAAUAUAUUAUUUUUAAACCGCCGACUUUCU